UGGCAUUAUAGUUAUGUGAAAGGUUAUGGAAUGAUAUGUCUGUGUUUAGUAAUGGAAAGAUAUUCUUUGCAUUUUAAAAAUGUCAUGUUUUAUUUGUUUAAUGAUAACAGCUCGUAAAGCUUGUUUAAUUCAUCUCUUGUAUUAGACACUUUUCACACUCACUUAUAUAAGUUUUCUAACAACAAGCCCAUUUUCUCAGUAGUCUUCAAAAAAUUUGAGAAUUAUACUUUUUACCAUUCAUAGAAACUAUAAAAACUGUUCACCUGUGCUGUGUCUUCAAACCCUUUAAAUAAUUCAAAGGUUUAUUGGAAUAAUCUUUAAAUAUUUUUUCCCUCUUUGAUUGCUCAUCUGCGUGUUGUAGUAUGUUUUUGUUGCUGAAAGAAUAAUUAAAAAACAAUGAAAGUGUAAUAAAAUAUGAUCUGAUAAUAAAUGUGUAAUAACUAACGUCAUCCGCGAGAGGUCGCGCGUGCUUCAGUGCGUCAUCAUCGAGCGACAGACAGAUACGACCCAUUAUAAACUUCCACACCAAGACAUUAGUAAAUAUUGUGAGUUUGUGUUUUGAGAUGGAGUUGAAUGUUCGAGAUGAACUGGUGAAGGAGUUUCUGGAGUGCUCAUCCAGAGGAGAUCUGGAGAAGAUUUCUUCAAUGAUGUCUCACUCCAGUGAUCUGAUAGAUGAGAGAGGAGAGACGGGCUGGACCGCUUUAAUGCUGGCGGCUCGACACGGACACUACGAGCUGACUAAACUCUUACUGUCCAAAGGGUGUGACACAACUGCAACAAACAGAUCGGGUCAGACCGCCCGAGACGUGGCUCUGUUUUGGGGUCACAGACACAUCGCCCGUUUGUUGGCCGGCGGCCGGGACGGUGUCGUUCAUCACGUUCUGCCCGUGAGAGAGACGGAUGAGGCAGAUCUUUAUUUUAACAGAGAGUUUCUCAACAGAAUGAGCGAGAAGCGGACAGAUUCAGAGUGGCUCGCUGCCAAGCGAUCUUCUCCUCACACCGUUUACAUCCUCUUUUAUAAUCUGAAUCCUCUGGUCUCACCCCGAGCCGAUGCCAACGAGGGUGAGCCUGAUGUGAAACUGUGCAAACUCAAAGUGACAUCUGUGGAGGAGUUGUUAAAACAGAGUAAUACUGUGCUUAUUUUCUUGGGAACUGAGAAACAGGAGAGACGCCUGGAGACGGAUGGAGACGGACUGAUAGCCUGGUUUGCUCUCAACACUGAAGACGAUCCUUCAAAACUCCUAAAAGCAAAACAUCCAAACAGUUUCUUUCUGAAGGGCCCGAUGCCUGGACUCCUGAUGCUGAGUGACAACGAUGCGGGUGUCAUCGCUCAAGCGCGGUCCGUCCUCGCGUGGCACAGCAGAUACGGGUUCUGUCCGACAUGUGGAAGCGACACUCGAGUAGAAGAGGGAGGUUACAAGAGGACCUGUUUGAGAGCAGUCUGUAAAAGUCUCCAGGGCAUCCACAACACCUGCUAUCCCAGAGUUGAUCCUGUCGUGAUCAUGUUAGUGAUCCACCCCGACGGGAAUCAAUGCCUGCUGGGACGUAAGAAGAGUUUUCCUUCUGGAAUGUUCUCGUGUCUCGCUGGCUUUAUAGAAGCAGGAGAGUCGGUGGAAGCUGCUGUGAGGAGAGAAGUUCAGGAAGAGAGCGGCGUUCUCGUGGGCCAGGUUCAGUAUCAGACGUGUCAGGCGUGGCCGAUGCCGUCCUGUCUGAUGAUUGGCUGCCACUGCGUUGCUCUGACAACCGACAUCACAGUUGAUAAAAAUGAAAUCGAAGAGGCUCGCUGGUUCACGCGGCAGCAGGUGAUCAAUGCACUGGUGAAAGACAAACAUGCCGUCUUCAACAUCCCACCCAAACAAGCAGUCGCUCACUAUCUGAUCAAACACUGGAUAGGCUUUAACUCAAAUCUCUGAUCUCUCUUUAUAUAAUGAUGAUUUUACAUAAAAACUAUUCAUCACAUUCAUUUUAUUUUCUGUAUAAAUCUUUGAAUUGCACAAAUCAGAUGCACUUUAUAGAUUAUAGAAGAGCUAAUCUUAUCAUGUCUUAAAUUAAAAGCAAAAA
This is a messenger RNA of Paramisgurnus dabryanus, 2061 nucleotides long. It is a transcript of the gene nudt12, whose product is annotated as nudix (nucleoside diphosphate linked moiety X)-type motif 12. The record is from RefSeq and is a predicted model, not a curated record. Gene Ontology annotation, cellular component: peroxisome; cytosol. Gene Ontology annotation, biological process: NAD+ catabolic process; NADP+ catabolic process. NCBI's taxonomy places the organism in Eukaryota, Metazoa, Chordata, Actinopteri, Cypriniformes, Cobitidae. Gene Ontology annotation, molecular function: NADH pyrophosphatase activity; protein binding.